AUGAGGAUCCUUGCUCUCCUCACUACUCUUCUCCUUUUGGCUCUCCAGGCCCAGGCUUGGACCCUCCAAGAGACAGCUGACCAGGUUCCUGCCCAGGACCAGCCAGAAGCCAAGGACCAGGGCGAGCUAUGGGCCGAGGACCAGGACCAGGCUGGGGACGAUGACCAGGAUGUGGCCAUCUCCUUCACAGGAGAGGAACGCCUUGCUCGAGCUGCAGAACCUGGGAAAAUAAAAAUAAAGGGCUGCCACUGCCGUCGCCACUGCCGAGUCACCAUCUUGGGUGAGUUGCUGGAGCGUGUCGCUGGCGUGUGCAAAUUACUUGGUCGUCGCCGCAAGCUGUGCUGCAAAUGA
Messenger RNA from Pipistrellus nathusii (Nathusius's pipistrelle), 351 nucleotides. Lineage: Eukaryota; Metazoa; Chordata; Mammalia; Chiroptera; Vespertilionidae. The record is from the annotation of a GenBank genome assembly.